Otolemur garnettii (small-eared galago) is the source of this 3686-nucleotide messenger RNA. RefSeq names its product gephyrin (gene GPHN). Gene Ontology annotation, cellular component: cytoplasm; postsynaptic specialization; dendrite. The transcript has 25 exons. The coding region runs from base 319 to 2811 and encodes 830 amino acids. The record is from RefSeq and is a predicted model, not a curated record. Gene Ontology annotation, biological process: glycine receptor clustering; establishment of synaptic specificity at neuromuscular junction; gamma-aminobutyric acid receptor clustering. Lineage: Eukaryota; Metazoa; Chordata; Mammalia; Primates; Galagidae. Gene Ontology annotation, molecular function: molybdopterin molybdotransferase activity.
CUCCGGCUUCAGUCCGCCACCUCCGCGUGCCGUCCCCAGGAGGCUGCCGCGUCGCCCACCCCCACCUCGCCUCCUCGCGGCCGGACUCAGGGUCGCGCGCCCGAACUCCGCCUUCUCCCGCGGCCCCGCGCACUCCGGCGCGGCCUCUCCGCGGCCCGGGCCGGCCAUCUCUCGGCCGCUCCCCUCCUCCCCUGCUCGCCUCGCGCUCCCCGGGCCCCCCAGCUCUCGCGCUCUCCGAGGCAGGCGCGCUCCCGGCCCGCGCGCUCCGGGCUCCGGCUUCUCCCGGCUCCUGUCAGUGCGGUGACUGCGCUGGGAAACAUGGCGACCGAGGGAAUGAUCCUCACUAACCACGACCAUCAGAUCCGCGUCGGAGUCCUCACAGUGAGUGAUAGUUGCUUCAGGAAUCUUGCAGAAGAUCGCAGUGGGAUAAAUCUCAAAGAUCUUGUACAAGAUCCUUCUUUAUUGGGUGGGACUAUAUCAGCAUACAAGAUAGUACCAGAUGAAGUGGAAGAAAUCAAGGAAACUCUAAUAGAUUGGUGUGAUGAAAAGGAACUAAAUUUGAUAUUAACAACUGGAGGAACAGGAUUUGCACCACGAGAUGUCACUCCAGAGGCCACAAAAGAAGUAAUAGAACGGGAAGCACCAGGGAUGGCCCUGGCAAUGCUGAUGGGAUCACUUAAUGUUACACCUCUGGGCAUGCUCUCUAGGCCUGUAUGUGGAAUCAGAGGGAAAACUCUCAUAAUUAAUCUACCAGGUAGCAAGAAAGGAUCUCAGGAAUGCUUUCAGUUCAUACUGCCAGCUCUACCUCAUGCCAUUGACCUUUUACGUGAUGCCAUUGUAAAAGUAAAGGAGGUGCAUGAUGAACUUGAAGAUUUACCUUCCCCACCACCUCCUCUUUCCCCUCCUCCCACAACCAGCCCCCAUAAACAGACAGAAGACAAAGGGGUUCAGUGUGAAGAAGAAGAAGAAGAGAAGAAAGACAGUGGUGUUGCUUCAACAGAAGAUAGUUCCUCAUCACAUAUAACUGCAGCAGCCAUUGCUGCCAAGAAGCAUCCAUUCUACACCAGUCCUGCUGUUAUCAUGGCACAUGGUGAGCAGCCCAUCCCUGGUCUCAUCAAUUAUUCCCAUCAUUCAACAGGCAGUACAGAUGAACGGAUUCCAGACUCCAUCAUUUCUCGUGGUGUUCAGGUGCUCCCACGAGACACAGCCUCCCUCAGCACUACUCCUUCAGAAUCUCCUCGUGCUCAGGCUACUUCUCGCCUCUCCACAGCUUCCUGCCCUACACCAAAACUCCAUCGAAAGCUGGAGGAGCUCAGAGAUCACCUAGAAGGCAAUGUGAAAGGAUACUCUCUCAGAGUAAAUGUCCAGUCCAGGUGCAGCAGCAAGGAGAACAUUCUCAGAGCCAGAGGGCGGAAGUGGCCGCGCAGUGGCGCCUCCUUCUCUCGCGAGAGGUGGGAGGCAUGGAGCCAGCCGCUGUGGAGAAGCCGGGAGCGAGCCCAGGUGGCAGGUCAUAGUGCUGUUGAUAUCACCAAGGUGGCUAGAAGACACCGCAUGUCUCCUUUUCCUCUGACAUCUAUGGACAAAGCCUUUAUCACAGUCCUGGAGAUGACUCCGGUGCUUGGGACAGAAAUCAUCAAUUACCGAGAUGGAAUGGGGCGAGUCCUUGCUCAAGAUGUAUAUGCAAAAGACAACCUACCCCCCUUUCCAGCUUCAGUAAAAGAUGGCUAUGCUGUCCGAGCUGCUGAUGGCCCAGGAGAUCGUUUCAUCAUUGGGGAAUCCCAAGCUGGUGAACAGCCAACUCAGACAGUAAUGCCAGGACAAGUCAUGCGGGUUACAACAGGUGCUCCAAUCCCCUGCGGUGCUGAUGCAGUAGUACAAGUGGAAGAUACUGAACUUAUCAGGGAAUCAGAUGAUGGGACUGAAGAACUUGAAGUGCGAAUUCUGGUGCAAGCUCGUCCAGGCCAAGAUAUCAGACCGAUUGGCCAUGACAUUAAAAGAGGGGAAUGCGUUUUGGCCAAAGGAACCCACAUGGGCCCCUCAGAGAUUGGUCUUCUGGCAACUGUAGGUGUCACAGAAGUUGAAGUUAAUAAGUUUCCAGUGGUCGCAGUCAUGUCAACAGGAAAUGAGCUGCUAAAUCCUGAAGAUGACCUCUUACCAGGAAAGAUUCGAGACAGCAAUCGUUCAACUCUCCUAGCAACAAUUCAGGAGCAUGGUUACCCCACAAUCAACUUGGGAAUUGUGGGAGACAACCCAGAUGACUUACUCAAUGCCUUGAAUGAGGGGAUCAGUCGUGCUGAUGUCAUCAUCACAUCAGGGGGUGUAUCCAUGGGGGAAAAGGACUAUCUCAAGCAGGUGCUGGACAUUGAUCUUCAUGCUCAAAUCCAUUUUGGCAGGGUUUUUAUGAAACCAGGUCUGCCAACAACAUUUGCAACUUUGGAUAUUGAUGGUGUAAGAAAAAUAAUAUUUGCACUACCAGGGAAUCCUGUAUCAGCUGUGGUCACCUGCAAUCUCUUUGUUGUGCCUGCACUGAGAAAGAUGCAGGGCAUCUUGGAUCCUCGGCCAACCAUCAUCAAAGCCAGGUUAUCAUGUGAUGUAAAAUUAGAUCCUCGCCCAGAAUACCAUCGGUGUAUACUGACUUGGCAUCACCAAGAGCCACUGCCUUGGGCACAGAGUACAGGUAAUCAGAUGAGCAGCCGUCUGAUGAGCAUGCGCAGUGCUAAUGGAUUGUUGAUGCUACCUCCAAAGACAGAGCAGUACGUGGAGCUCCACAAGGGCGAGGUGGUGGAUGUCAUGGUCAUUGGACGGCUAUGAUGGUCACCAGCAGGAGAACGCUUUGAUGCAUGUCCACAUAUCAUUGACUGUAUCCUGUAAUAUGCAACGGCACAGCUAGUUUUUCUGAUUUGGAUAAAAGUUGAUCUGUAUAGUCAACAUCUCGAACUAUAUUUCAAAUGAAUUUAAAUACCUUUUAAAGAAAAAAAAAACACCUAAAAAUAAAUCUUACCAGACAAUUCUAUUCUGAUUAUAUCAAAGCAAAUUUUUCCUUUCUUGCAAAUUGCUUUGUGUGUUCAAUGCUAGGUCUGAUAGCGAUAGCUUUUAGUAGACAGCAGUAGGUGCCUGCAGAACUUGUGUUUUUUCUCAUCUUUAAAAUACAACUACUUAUGCUCUUAAAUCAAGGCUGUCUGCUUAUUUAUACUAGCGUAGGCAACACUUGGAUUUCCCUUCUUCGUAUGCUUCAUAAUCGCUUUGCAGAGAGCUUUUGCUUGUUCUUUAUCAUGUAUCUCGUGUUGAUGUGCACAGUGCCAAAAGAAGACUAACAGGGUGGAGGCCCUGGUCGGCCGCAAGAACCAUGCCCUGCAGAGCGUCCAGGGAGGUGUCUGACCCUUAGUAGCCUCACGGCACAGUACUCUUGGGCAGUAACUGGAUACCUUUUAUUUGAACAAACAAACUGAAGAAAAUAAUGCUUCCUUAAGUGCUGACAGCCUUUUUAACCAAUACAUUUAAAAUUGUACAGAACAAAAAAAUAAAAUCAAAGACUGAUCUUGUACAGAUAUUAGUGUUACCAGCAUUCACGUGGAAAUCAAGAGCAAAGACAAAAUAAUGUUAAACAACUCUGUACCAUAACAUUUUCUGUAAUGAUACUAAAACUUAAUGAAUAAAAAAAUCCUUGAUCAUUAUUUAAAAAUGUA